CCCCCCCCCCCCGGGGGAUCCGGAUCCGCCGGAGACUCGAGGCCGCGAGAUGGAGGUGACUGCGCUGACCGCUGACUUGGUCAGGGACAAGCUACUGAGGGGGCUGGAGGCCACCCACGUGGAAGUGGUGGACAUGACAGCGGAGAAAUGUUCAACAAGUUUCAAGGUGCUGGUGGUCUCGCCAAAGUUUGUGAACAAGCCCCUUCUACAGAGACACAGGAUGGUGAACGCCUGCUUGGCAGACGAGCUGAAGGCCAUCCACGCCUUCGAACAGAAGACGCUCAGCCCCGAGCAGUGGGAGAAGCAGAAGGCGCAGUGAGCUGGAAACCAGGGCCGGAGAGAGGGAGAGAAGGCUUCGAGGAGGGAGCUGAGGCCUGCCAGAGAUUGCCCCCUCCACCCCGAGGGCAAGGAUGUCGGGGAGUGGCUGUGCCAACCUGUGCCGCCGGUGGUGGGGGGGUGGGGGGGGGUGUGCUUGGCAGCGAGAGUUGCGUUGUACGUUGCUUUUGCUGUGCUUAUUCCUGUGACCUGACUUAUCUGUUACAAAUAAACUCUUCAGACGUC
This is a messenger RNA of Carcharodon carcharias (great white shark), 561 nucleotides long. RefSeq lists its product as uncharacterized. Bases 50 to 319 code for a protein of 89 amino acids. The record is from RefSeq and is a predicted model, not a curated record. Gene Ontology annotation, cellular component: nucleus; cytosol. Gene Ontology annotation, biological process: intracellular iron ion homeostasis. The transcript is spliced from 4 exons. Gene Ontology annotation, molecular function: 2 iron, 2 sulfur cluster binding. Lineage: Eukaryota; Metazoa; Chordata; Chondrichthyes; Lamniformes; Lamnidae.